AUGGAAGAUCUGCAGCUUGAGUAUCAGCGGCUCAAACGUCGCCACCUCCGCGAGAGAAAAGAGCUGCAGGAUCGCAUCGUGGCCAUGAAGAAUUCGGUCCCGAAGAACGACAAGAAGAAACGAAAGCAGUUGCUCCUCGACGUGGCCCGCCUCGAGGCUGAAAUGGAGCAGAAACAUCAGCAGGAGCUGGAGAUGUUCACAGAGCGUCCCCCUGCCGAUAGCGACAUCGAUUCUGUCGCCGCGGGCCUGGCCAAGAUGGAUCUUGAGAACCAGCCUCCUUGCCUCUCGAGAGCCCAGCGAAGGCGCGAAAGAAGGGCGGCGCUCCAGAGAGAGCGCCAGAAAAUGGCGGCCGCCGACGCCGAGGAGGUGGGGUACCUGGCCGCCUGUCGCCGCGAUGAGGAGGAGAAGCUGGCGGUCAUCCUGGGGGCCAGGAACCUGGAGCUGAAGGAGAUCCCGGCCGACAGCCACUGCCUGUACCGCGCCAUCCAAGACCAGCUGCCGUUCUCUGUGACCCUGGAGAGCCUGCGGAGCCGCACGGCCGCCUACAUGAAGAAGCACGUCGACGACUUCCUGCCCUUCUUCAGCGACCCCGAAACCGGCGAUGUCUACACCCGCGACGACUUCUUCAGCUACUGCGACCGCAUCGUGCGCAGCGCUUCGUGGGGAGGCCAGCUCGAGCUGAGGGCCCUGUCGCACGUCCUGCAGCGCCCUAUCGAGGUGAUCCAGACGGAGUCGCCCGUCCUCCUCGUCGGGGAGGAGUACACCAAGAAGCCGCUCACCCUCGUCUACAGGCGCUACACGUCCAGCUUAGGCGGGGAGCACUACAGCUCGGUGAAGCCACUGGAAGCCGAAGCCGGCGCCGUGGGGGGCUUCUCCCCGCGGUUCCUGUAG
Messenger RNA from Pipistrellus kuhlii (Kuhl's pipistrelle), 891 nucleotides. It is a transcript of the gene OTUD6A, whose product is annotated as OTU deubiquitinase 6A. Gene Ontology annotation, molecular function: cysteine-type deubiquitinase activity. Lineage: Eukaryota; Metazoa; Chordata; Mammalia; Chiroptera; Vespertilionidae. The record is from RefSeq and is a predicted model, not a curated record. The coding region runs from base 1 to 891 and encodes 296 amino acids. The transcript has a single exon. Gene Ontology annotation, biological process: protein K27-linked deubiquitination; protein K29-linked deubiquitination; protein K11-linked deubiquitination.